Molecule: messenger RNA, 354 nt
Organism: Monoraphidium neglectum
Lineage: Eukaryota; Viridiplantae; Chlorophyta; Chlorophyceae; Sphaeropleales; Selenastraceae
Exons: 2
Coding region: 1-354 (117 amino acids)
Source: RefSeq, a predicted model, not a curated record
AUGCACUCGUGCCUUGAAAAACAGAACCAGCAGGUGUGGGUGGCAGGCGAACCGGCGUUUUUGAAGAUCUGGAUCAAGGCGCCCGCCUUUGGGCAGCUGGACGACGCAUUGGAUGCUGAGGAGGGGUUCUCCCCAGACCUGUUUGCGGCGGCCGUCGAGGCAUACCUGCUGCGCUGCGGCGUGGAGACGGAGGGCUUCAAACGGUACCCAUCCUAUUCAGAGCCGGGGAUGAUCGCCCUCCAGUGGACCCUCCGCCGCAAAGCCCCGCUGACGCCCGACGAGGCGGCGGCCCCCGAGCCGGCGCCCUUCCAAUUGGACGUCUGCCCCGGCGGCGAGCCGACGGGCUGCUACUGA